AUGGGCGAUCUCCUCAGGACUGGUCGUCCUAAAUCGGGGUCGGAGGACACGUGCGUGCGGCACAACGGGGGUUCGGUGGUGGACAUCACGUUCGCCACCCCGGACCUAGCCCGCCGUGUCCAGGGCUGGAGAGUCCUGGUGGAGGAGGAGACGCUGUCCGAUCACCGGUACAUACGGUUCAGUGUCUCCACUCCCCGGACCAACCAGCCCAGUAACAGUGGAAGUUUGACCUCCCCGACGAGGGGGCGGCCAGCGUUGGGCCGUUACGCGGCUCAACCGGGAGGCCGUGAAGGAAGCCGCUCUUGUUCAGGCGUGGUUCCCUGUACCGGCAGGGCCGGUGCGGGUCGAAGAGGAGGCGGAGUGGUUCGGGGGGGCAAUGUCGCAAAUCUGCGACGCGGCCAUGCCCCGGCCCGAUGCCUCCCUCCGAAGCGACAGGUGUACUGGUGGUCGGCGGAGCUCACCCAGUUACGCGCGUCCUGCAUGGCUGCGCGCCGUCGACUCGCCAGACACCGCCGCCGUCAUUCCCGUCCGCCCGGCGAUGAUGAACAGGAGCGGCUGCUUCACGGCCUACACAAGACGGCCAAGAGAGCGCUGCGGGUGGCCAUUGCGCAAGCAAAGGCCGCGGCACGUGAGGAGUCUCGGAGAACUCUCGACAGCGACCCGUGGGGACGCCCGUACCGCAUGGCGUUGAGCAAGCUCCGCCCGUGGGCGCCCCGCUGA
Manduca sexta (tobacco hornworm) is the source of this 720-nucleotide messenger RNA. RefSeq lists its product as uncharacterized. The transcript has a single exon. Gene Ontology annotation, molecular function: catalytic activity. The coding region runs from base 1 to 720 and encodes 239 amino acids. Lineage: Eukaryota; Metazoa; Arthropoda; Insecta; Lepidoptera; Sphingidae. The record is from RefSeq and is a predicted model, not a curated record.